AUGGACCCAGACCCCCCAUCCCUGGACACGGCCAUCCAGCACGCCCUGGCAGGCCUCUAUCCUCCUUUUGAGGCCACAGCACCCACUGUCCUGGAUCAGGUGUUCCGUCUCCUGGACUCUGACUUCCAGGGAGAUGGGCUGAGCUUCCUCCUGGAUUUCCUGAUCCCUGCCAAGCGCCUGUGUGAGCAAGUGCGUGAAGCAGCCUGUGCCCCCUACUCACACUGCCUCUUCCUGCACGAGGGCUGGCCGCUCUGUCUGCGGGAUGAGGUUGUGGUCCACCUGGCACCCCUCAAUCCCCUGUUACUGCGCCAGGGUGACUUCUACCUCCAAGUCGAGCCCCAGGAGGAGCAGUCUGUCUGCAUCACCAUCAAAUGCCUCUCCUUGGACCUCUGCACAGUGGACAAGAAGCCUGUUCCCGAAUCAUCCUACUCUGUACUUUUCACCCAAGAAUGGCUGGAGGCCAUCAACAACGACUUUGAGGGAAGUCCCCUACGCAACUGCCUGGUAGCUUCGGAAAAUGGGAUUGCCCCUCUCCCUUGGACCAAGAUAACCAGCCCAGAGUUUGUGGAUGACAGGCCCCAAGCAGUGAAUGUCCCUUCCCCAGCCUGGGGGUCCCUUCAAUUAGAGGCACUGGAUUUGAGCAGCCCUCAAGAGCUGCACCAGGCCAGGUGCCCAGACGACCAGGCGUUUCUUGCCCAGGGUUUGGCCGAGGGUAGGGGCAGGACCUGUGGGAACAAGUAUCCGGGCCUCGUCAAGGUGGAGCAAGCCAGGUCCCGGGAGGUGGCCUUCAGGGUGGACGAUGUGGUCAGCCCGGACUUGGAGGGAGACUAUGUGGCUCUCCUGGACGUUUCCCGAGAGAGAAGAGGGGACAGCCCCAGGAGGGAGGCAGAGACUUCGACCGGGAAUACUUCUGGGGCACUAGAGGAGAUAUCUGGAACCAGGGAAAUUCCUUUCUCUCAAAAGAUGCUGCCUCUGUCGGAGGCCAGUGAAGGACCAUCCUUGGGAAGAUGGGCUUGUGUGGAGCCAGCAAGCUCAGAGGGGGAGACCUGCACUUGGGGCUUGAGGAGAGACGUCAACCAUAAGGCAGUGCCCCAAGGGACCUAUGUCAAUGUCCUCGAGGACCCGCUGGACUGUGCCUCUGGCCUUGGGGCAGAUGUCUCAGAAGGGCCAGCUGCCACCAAGACACAGGGCCCUCUGGGAAAGUCAGAGAAUGUGGUCCAGCUCAGGCCUGUGCCAAGACAAGCUUCCUCUCCCAGCCUGUCCCCAGCUUCGCCUGCGGCUCCUAUCUCCGAAACAAAGGUGGAAGAGAAGACCAAGCAGGGAAACGGGAGACUUCCCAAGCCCAUGACCCGCCCUAGUCGAAACACCUCCUCCUCCGGGUCCCCCACUCCUGGGCUCAAAUUCUCAUUCUUAAAAGGGCAGAGGCAAUCCCCUGUGUCCCCAGAGAAAGCCUCGCUCCAGCACGAUGGACCUUGGAAAGUCCUGUGUUCACUCUACUCUCCUAAACCCAACCGAGCCAAAUCCUCGGGGAAAGCAGGCGCAACUCAGACCAAAACAUCCUCUGGCCCAGCCGCUGACUCAGCCCCACUGACUGGGGAAAAGACUGGCUUUCCAGAAGCUUCUGCAGGCCCCCCAGAAAGAGGCCCCACCCCGGAUAAGGAGCCCCCAGGACCUGAGCCCAGGCUCGGGGCUCCGAGUGUCAAGGUUUUCCACUCCAGGAUAGCAUGCCUGCCAGGCGGUCGGGACAGGGCCGGGCGGCCCCUGCUUCUGCUGUCGACGACAGAAGCAGCCUGGGAGGCGCCGUGGUGCACAGCCUCAGAGGUCACCAAGCUACUGUCCUACCUGUGCGCCAUUCCCAGGCCCGAAGGUAACGCCAAGGGGCUGGCGGUUGUGAUCGAUGCCAGGAAACAGCCCCCACAGCCGGGUCUCGUCAGUGGCCUGCAGGCCACCCAGGCUCGGGUCCCGGCCUCCGUGGGAGCUGUGCUCUUCCUGGGGGAGAAGGAGGCUGCUCUGCGACUGCAGGCUCUCCCCGACAUCCAGGUGGAGGUGCUGACCUCGUUGAAGGCCCUCAGCCACUACGUGGACCCCGGCCAGCUCCCCGCAAGCCUGGAAGGCCCCUUCCCCUACUGCCACAGCGAGUGGGUGCAAUUCUUCCAGAAGUUGGACCCUUUCCUUGCUGACCUCCGCCAAGCCUCCUCUCUGCUACAGGCUUCCAUCGAGGAGUUUGAGAAGGCUGACCCCCCUGGGGGGAUCCAGGAGGCUACCAGGUGCCUAAGCAAGUCCAAGGAGCUGAUGGAGGCUGUGCUGAGGGACCCCGGCCUACUAAGCCUCCAGCGGGAAGGCGGAGCCACCCUGGCCAGGCUGCGGCGCGAGGCCAGCAGGCUGGACUUCAACCCUGAUGUCAGGAGCCAUCUGGCUGAAGCCACCGCCCUGUACAGCCUCGUGGAUGAGCAGCUUCAUGUCCUGGUCACUGCAUCCAACAACCUCCUGGGGAAGCUGGAGCUUCGCGUCCGUCUGGGCCACCUGGAAGCCGCCAUCCACCAGGUCGGAGACUGGAUGGAGCAGGAAGGAAGCCGGUGCCUGCAGGCGCUGACCCCCACGGACGGGAGUCUGGACGCGGUGGAGAAAGCCCACGUGGAGUUCGAGGACUUCUUCCUUCGGGCUGCGGCCCAGUACCGCCGAGGCCUGGAGCUGUCCAAGCAGGCGGCCCAGCUGGGAGCUGCAGCCGGAGGGGCCGGGGAGGUAGGAGGAGCAGCGCCCCCGGAGCUGGCAGCCUUCGCCUCUACCCAGAGGGCCUUCCAGGCUAAGCUGACCCACUUCUACAUGGCGGCCGAGCGGCAGCGCACGGACCUCGAGACGCUGCUCCACCUGCACCGCUUCUGCAAGAAGAUGACCUGGUUCCACAUGGACUGUCAGGACCUGAUGACCCAGCUCAGGCUGGGCAAGGGCCGAAGGGCCAGCCCUGGGGACGAGCGUCGCCUCUGCCGCUACCUGCAGCGACUGGCGUCUGAGUUCCCUGCUGAGAAGCUUGCGGCCAUGGGGCUGCAGGCGGCCUCCCUGAGCCGGCCAGGCCUGGGCCAGGACCUGUGGGAGGAGGCCCGGGUCAGACACGAGGAGAUCCAGACCCUCCUGCAGAAGGCACUGAGCCGCUGCCCGUGCCCGGCGGCUCCUGCUGCCCGCUGGGCACACCCGGAGCCAAGAGGGGCAGCUGCCAAGGGCCAGGGUCUGGAUGGAGAAGUCCUUUCCAAGGGGAGGCAGGACCUGCCCCUGCAGGACUCUCCGGGUGCAAACCGUUUGCCAAAGUCCUGUUGGCCUCCUCAGGCCACCAAAGCGGGGCAGAAAGGACAUUUCCGGGAAGCUGGCCAGGCUAUAGAGGCCGCUGAAGGCCCAGGCCACCACGCGCUCCCUGAUCCUGGCCCUGAGCGUUCUCUUGUCACCCUCUUCUCCUGGCAGCGGCCUCCCAGGCAGAGCCUGGCCCCUCACCCCACUGGAGGCAGCUUCUCCUCAGAGGGGACAGACUCACAGACAUCUCUGGAGGACUCACCCUAG
Propithecus coquereli (Coquerel's sifaka) is the source of this 3549-nucleotide messenger RNA. RefSeq names its product KIAA1755 ortholog. The transcript has 14 exons. Lineage: Eukaryota; Metazoa; Chordata; Mammalia; Primates; Indriidae. The record is from RefSeq and is a predicted model, not a curated record. Bases 1 to 3549 code for a protein of 1182 amino acids.